AUUCGGACGUUCCGAAUACAAUAUUUCAAACUUCAAACCAUUGAUCCGCGAUCUUCGGCUAGUAAUUAGUAAUGAUUUUUUAAAUUAAGAACUUGUCUAUUACUUAUUUAGUUUUAAACAUUAUACGACCAGUGACAUUCGGAUUUUUUAUAACGUAAUAAAAUACCAACUAGUGGCAAGUGAACUGUAGUGUGUGCGAAAAUGGAGGACAUAAGCAAAUUAACGAAGAUACCUUCGAAGAACUUCUCCAUCGAAUCAAUUGUCGGUAUCAACGAGCGCAGGUCGCCCGAAAUCGAUAUCGAGACAAACAUAUCCCAGGACUAUUCAGCGAAUAAUUCGCAUUCGGAGGACGAAGACGUUAAGAUUAGGGAUGGGAAAGUCGGUUAUUACUUCCAACAAAAUAGAGUACCGAAUUUUCCGUUUUUCAUGUCUUAUGACAAAAGGGUGGGAUUCCAAAGUGAGCAGGGAGGACAAGAAGAGUUGAAACGGUCGAGUCCUGCGAGUGUCCGGAGCGAGGUGGACAGCGACGGAGUGGAUGAGCGGCCACAUGAAUCCCUGAGUCCACAGUCGGAACAAAUGACAAACACUUCUUCAGCUCCAGACCCUAACAUCAGGAGGUAUCGCACGGCUUUCACGAGAGAGCAGUUGGCGCGACUCGAGAAGGAAUUCAUGAAGGAGAACUACGUCUCGCGACCAAGGAGAUGUGAACUGGCUGCGCAGCUGCAACUACCCGAAUCCACUAUCAAAGUAUGGUUCCAAAACCGAAGGAUGAAGGACAAACGCCAGCGUAUUGCUGUGGCAUGGCCCUACGCUGCAGUUUACAGCGACCCCGCUUUCGCAGCGUCCAUUCUUCAAGCGGCCGCGUCUUCCGUCGGCCUGCCUUACGGGUACCCCUCCCCCGCGUUAAUACCCCCCUUCCACAACCCCCAGUUGUUGCCAGCUGGGUACCCUUAUCCCUACCCGACGUAUCCCCGCUACCCCUACAUCCCACCUACUCCCCCUUCGCCGGUGAAUGCCGAAGCCUCGUCUCUCAGGCCGGCGUAUCCCAAUUUCAAUAUAAAUGUUGAUAAAUAAUUUUUUCACGCUGUGUAGUGUAUAUAGGUAUUUUUAGGUAAUUUAUUAAAUGCUGGUCAUGUUAAGUUUAAGAAAAAAAUAUUUUGAUGAUUGUCUGUUACGUUCUGAAACGGAUAACACUGUUUAGUUUUAAAAGUAAAACUUGGAUUUCAAGAAUAUUAUGGUACAAGAAAUCAUUCGUAAAUGUACCACGGUGUUUUUGGGUUGAAUGAAAUUUAUACUGCAGUGAAGAGUCUAAGUAUAAUGUACGUUUGUAAAAUACUUACCUAGAUUAUGUAAAAUAUUAAAUUUUCAGGUGUUUUAUUGCAGUUAUUUCCAAUACUACAUUGUUUGGAACAAGGAAAUACAAAUAAAAUUCCUUAAAGUUUGAUGUCAUGUAUUUAUAAUUAUUUGGAGGUUAGUGUAUAUAUUUUCGUUUAUAGUGAAUGUUAUAGAAGAAAGACAUUAAUAUGUAAAAUAUUAGAAUAAGUGUGAUCAUUUGUGUUCAUUCCAUUUUGUUAAACUCGAGUUUUUUAUAUUUCGUGUAAUUUUAGAAAUAUUCAAUGUGAUUUUGGAUUGAUUGAUGAUUUAUUUAAAUAUUAUGUAGAUUUAAAUAUUCUUUUGAUUUGUAAUCAAAAGCAUAUUUGUAGAAAAUUUCCACAAAAUCAGUUUAAAAAAUAACUUCUUAACCAAAAUUGUGUAUAGAUCAAAGUUUUUACAAUAAAACAUAAUUAGUGCAAUAUAACUUUCUACUCAUAUCUAAAAUGAGGCUUGGCGGAGACUUGCGACUGGCGUGGAAUUGCUCUGUGGCUAAAAACGUAUUUUAAUAAAUGUUUUAUCAAAGACCAAACUAUUUCUUUCAGCUGCUUUUAAUUGCAAUCUAUAAAAUUCUCCUUAACUUAAUAUAUAGUUCUUUAAAUGCUGUUACAUCGCCUCAUUGGUCUAAUUAUUGUUUAAUAAAAGAGCUUACUAUUAACUUGAAAUUUAGAAUCGAUUUAAUUUGUGCUGUUAUGGCACACUUUAUCUCGUCAUUUGCAAAUCUGUUCUUAGAGAUUAAAAGCAAUCUGAAAUUACGAUUAUAAGUCGCAAGUCCGCAAAUGUAUAAAUAAAUGUUGUACAAUAUUAAAAAUAAGUAUUAGGUUUAGUUAUAUUAGAUUUAUUAACUGUUUACUCGUAUUAUUUAAGGUCAUUGUAAAAAUCACAUUUUAAUUAAC
This is a messenger RNA of Manduca sexta (tobacco hornworm), 2267 nucleotides long. Its product is annotated as segmentation protein even-skipped. Bases 202 to 1074 code for a protein of 290 amino acids. Gene Ontology annotation, cellular component: nucleus. Gene Ontology annotation, biological process: regulation of transcription by RNA polymerase II. The record is from RefSeq and is a predicted model, not a curated record. The transcript has 4 exons. Lineage: Eukaryota; Metazoa; Arthropoda; Insecta; Lepidoptera; Sphingidae. Gene Ontology annotation, molecular function: RNA polymerase II cis-regulatory region sequence-specific DNA binding; DNA-binding transcription factor activity, RNA polymerase II-specific.